CAAAAAAUGACAAGAGGUCUCUUCGGAGACGCGUGUUAUUUUUUGCUAAUUAUCGUCGAAUUUUUACUUAAAAUUAUAUUUGGCAUAACUCAAAGUGUAGUUCGUGUGUCCAGUUUCCUGCUGCAACAAAUUUUUCAUGUCACCAUGACUGAAUCAUCGAAAAAACGGAAGAGGAGCAACAACGAGAAACCUAACCAAACUGUUGUGAAUCGAGGCAUAAUAGACGCGAACUGGCAAAAAUUUCUAUCAAACAACCUCAUAAUGGACACGAAAACGGAAAAACCCGUCGAGAAAACCAAUACCGAGCACUUCACUGGCACUUUCAGACGCGCGAGAAAGAAAAAACAUAGUUUAAAAGAAGUUUCUAAUUCUGUCCAAAAUGACUUGAAAACGCUUAAUAUUAGCACGGAAACAACGAAUUUAGUGUCUAACAACACAUCUUUACCUACAAAAGACUCAAAGACAGUGACUAAUGACGUGAAAAACAACCAGAAUCCACAAAAUAAGUUAACAAAGUUUAUAGCGAUGGAUUGUGAGAUGGUGGGCAUAGGAUAUGAUGGUAACGACCACAUGUUAGCUAGAGUGUCCCUCGUUAACAAAUUCGGCGACUGUAUUUAUGACAAAUUCGUGAAACCGAGAGAGGAAGUGAUAGACUAUAGAACUAAUAUAAGCGGUGUCCGGAAGGAAGACAUGUUGAACGGAGAAGACUUUACGAAGGUGCAGAAAGAAGUGUCAGAUAUCCUUAGAGGGAGAAUUCUGGUUGGACAUUCGUUAAAGAAUGAUCUGAGCGUCCUUUUCCUAUCGCAUCCGAAGAGGAAUAUUAGAGAUACAUCAAGAUAUAAACCAUUUAGAAAGAUAACAAAAGGCAGUACACCGUCUCUGAAGCGUCUUGCGAAGGAAAUCCUUGGCAUUGACAUCCAGAGCGCGGAACACAGCUCGGUAGAAGAUGCCAGAGCAGCGAUGCAGCUGUAUUGCACCGUAGCAAAGAAAUGGGAAGCAAUGAUGAGUGAGAAACGUGGGGGACGGAGAAUUGAUGACUCCAGUUGAAAGAUAUUCAGGGUUGCCAACUUUUUUUAAAAAGAAACAUGUAAUAUAGGGAGUAUUUUUAUGACAAACGGUCUAAAUAUAAAAAAAAAAAAUACGAAAAUCCAGGAAAAUAAAUUACAUACAUUUUAGGACUGUCAAUCAUCCGUCCCUUUCCUUAUCGGCGGAUAAGAAAAUGUCAGGUAUAAUUUCAAAUGAAAUUAAAAGAUGUAUGCAGGAAUCAGUGCUAAUGUUGACACUGAAACACAUUAUAUCGAAAACCACCGACCCGCUAGGAUCGAAUAAUUCUUUGAAAUGUAAUCCCUCAGCCAACGCCCUGAGCCGCGGUUCGCGCCCUAAAUUUUGUACCGCCCUCAGCGCUCCCCAUUUGUCCGGCCAAGUAGUUAAUGCCAUCUGCGGCAAAUCUACAAUAAGUAACUUAAAAAAAAGCACAAAUAACAAAACACGAGGCAGAGGAGAACGCAUGCGCUAAUGCAAAAAUUCUUCAUGAAAAGAAUUGACUCCUGGUUGUGACUCUGUCCACCCCCUUUGGGUUUACGAGCGUGACUUUAUGUGUAACGAAUAAAAUGACUUUCCAGGCUAUAAGUGAGAUUCCGUAAUAAAAAUAUAGAUUGCGCUGUAUAAUGUUGGCUUAACCUCCUAAUUUCAUGGAUUUUAGCCAAAUAAGAUGCAUUUGGACAUAACUCAUUUCCAAUACAAUGUAGAACUGCACUUCUAACAAUUCAUAAUUGUCUUAACCAUGAUAUAAGAAACCCUGGGGGGUUAAAAUGGCCACAUCGAAGCAAUUCAUCUAAGAAAGCAAUAUUGCUAUUAAAUUUUGACAUUUGUUUGCAUUGCGCACUUACUUUUAUAUGCGCAAUGUGGCUCCGAUGUGGCCAUUUUAACCCCCCGGUAUUCUCAAAAGUGACAGCUAACAUUUCAAGGUUAACCCAGCUGACGUCACACGCCAUACGCCGCCAUACAAGUACAUACAAGUAGUCAUACAAAUACAUAUAAAACUAAAAAAAUCAAAAAUUUUGCGAUGGAAAAUUCCACUUCAUAUCAACUCAGAAUCAUGGCCUGAAUCAUCCCUCAAAGUUUUCGUUACGAUGUCACUAACACUUUUAAUAACUUGUCACAUUGUUUAUUGACACAAGAAAUUAACUUACUUUUCAAUAAUAAAAUUUACUUUCUUGGAAUGUUGGAGAUACCAAUUUAAUGGUAACACUUACGUCAUCAAUGGGCUAGCAAUGGCGGCUUGUUAUAGGAUUGAGCAUACCUACCUGGUUUUCUUAUACACUUCUCAUCAAAAAAAUCGAAACACCUUGCAAGUUUACGUUUUGUCAGGAUUAUCAGAAAAAUGUGUACAUUUAGGAAUAAAUGUUAAAUGUCGUUUAAUAGUGAGUAAUAUGAGCUUAUCAAAUCUUAAUGUUCUAAAUUUAAAUGAAUUUUUCAUAGGUUUCGUAUUUUGUUAAAUGAGUCAUUUUUAUUCCGUAUGGAGUAUAAAUGAAAUGGAUAAAACAACAAACGUAAAUGAAAAAAAAAAGCUAAAAAACGUUUAUUUAAUAACUUGUAUUCCCUCCCCGAGCUCUAAUUACUGCUUCCAUACGGUUCUUCAUCGAUCGGAUGAGAGUCACGAUCACAUGCUGUGGUAUAUUGUCCCAUUCCUCUUGGAUUGCAUCUUGCAGCUGGCUAAGUGUUUCUGGGGCAGGAU
Messenger RNA from Pectinophora gossypiella (pink bollworm), 2737 nucleotides. RefSeq lists its product as uncharacterized. The transcript is spliced from 2 exons. The record is from RefSeq and is a predicted model, not a curated record. Gene Ontology annotation, biological process: rRNA processing. Gene Ontology annotation, molecular function: nucleic acid binding; 3'-5' exonuclease activity. NCBI's taxonomy places the organism in Eukaryota, Metazoa, Arthropoda, Insecta, Lepidoptera, Gelechiidae. The coding region runs from base 7 to 1047 and encodes 346 amino acids. Gene Ontology annotation, cellular component: nucleus.